Molecule: messenger RNA, 1707 nt
Organism: Neltuma alba
Lineage: Eukaryota; Viridiplantae; Streptophyta; Magnoliopsida; Fabales; Fabaceae
Exons: 3
Coding region: 173-1642 (489 amino acids)
Source: RefSeq, a predicted model, not a curated record
AGCUCCGUUAAUUUAAGGAUGUCCCGUGAAUUCGGGUCCAUUCUACUGCCAAAGAUCGGUUUCAGCGUUCAUUGUACGCACCAAUAAUGCCCCAUGUCCAACUGCGACCAAUAACACCUCAGCCUUUGUUACUUCACAGUUUCUAUCCUCCCACUCAUCUUCCCACUUUCCUAUGUCUUCUUCUCCCAAAGUUCUUCAACAUCUUCAAUCAUGGAAAUUCACUCUUUCUGUCUUCCUCAAAAUCUGCCUCGUCCUUCCCACCUUCCUCCUCCUCAUCUUCUUCUUCCACAAAGUUCAUCUUUACAAUCGUACUCCACAAUUCAACUUCAACCAUUACAUUCAGCACUAUACCACAACCACCGCUCCUGCCGUGGACGAUCGAGAGCCCACUAAUAUCUCUCAUAUUCUGUUCGGUCUCGCCGGCUCCGUCAAGACCUGGCCCAAGCGCCGGCCAUACGUCGAGCUAUACUGGCAGCCUACCGUUACCAGAGGCUUCGUGUGGAUGGACCAGAAGCCUCCGGAAAACGAGACAUGGCCACAGACUUCGCCUCCCUACAAGGUCUCCGCCAAUACAUCGUCCUUCAACUACACCUGCUGGUACGGUGACAGGUCCGCCGUUCGACUCACGCGAAUCCUAAAGGAAAGCUUCGAAUUGGGCUUAAAAAACGUGAGGUGGUUUGUCAUGGGAGACGACGACACUUUGUUUUUCCCCGAGAACUUAGUUACAGUAUUGGCGAAGUAUGACCACAACGAUUUGUACUACAUAGGAGCAGAUUCAGAGAGCGUGGAACAAGAUGUCAUAUUCUCUUACAAGACGGCGUUUGGCGGCGGCGGAUAUGCCAUCAGCUACCCCCUCGCGGAGGAGCUUGUGAAAAUUCUAGACGGCUGCGUCAAUCGAUACGCUCAGUUGUACGGAGGUGAUCAGAAGAUUCAAGCCUGCGUUAGUGAGAUCGGCGUUCAAACUACCAAGGAACGUGGUUUUCAUCAGGUUGAUAUACGAGGGAGUUUAUAUGGGUUACUGGCGUCACACCCGGUGGCGCCGCUGGUGUCGCUGCACCACGUGGAAACAGUAGACCAGCUGUUUCCGAGCUCAACACGGGUUGACUCAUACAAGAAGCUAGUGGAGGCGUAUAAAAUGGAUCCAGGACGGAUCUUGCAACAGAGUAUCUGCCACGACCUACAACGGAACUGGUCGAUAUCGGUAUCAUGGGGCUACAGUGUACAGCUGUAUCCUUCACUGUUGACGGCGAAAGAACUGGAAAUAGCGCUGGGGACGUUUCAGACAUGGAAGAGUUGGAGUGAUGAGCCAUUCGUGUUCAACAUCCGAUCAGUGAGCGACCCGUGCGGCAGGCCGGUGGUCUACUUCUUGGAUCGGGUAGAGAGCGUGGGCAGAGGGGAGACCCGAUCCACGUACAUGAGGUAUGGGGAUGUGCUGGAAAAGAAAUGCAAUGGAGAUAACUACACGGCGACCAUGCGUGUUGACUUGGUAAACGUCACUGCCCCUCGGCUUAGUCGAGACCUGUGGAAUAAGGCGCCACGUAGACAAUGUUGCGAGGUAAUGAAUGACAGUAAUGGCAUGGAGAGCACAGUAGUGAUCAAAGUCAGAGGUUGUCAUCGAUUCGAGAGUGUGACUCCACCAUAGUUUUACUAUGCAUGCCACACGGAAAGUAAGAGGUAUCAAGAAAUCUAAUUAAGGUGAUCUAAAGA